Messenger RNA from Cyphellophora europaea CBS 101466, 1095 nucleotides. RefSeq lists its product as uncharacterized. Gene Ontology annotation, biological process: proteasome-mediated ubiquitin-dependent protein catabolic process. The record is from RefSeq and is a predicted model, not a curated record. The transcript has a single exon. Bases 1 to 1095 code for a protein of 364 amino acids. NCBI's taxonomy places the organism in Eukaryota, Fungi, Ascomycota, Eurotiomycetes, Chaetothyriales, Cyphellophoraceae. Gene Ontology annotation, molecular function: proteasome binding; endopeptidase inhibitor activity.
AUGGCUCCGACCGAUGCCGCGCUGAGUCCUGACUCGAUUCUCAAUUACGUCUCUAAGAGCCUACCUCCCGUCUCAGAAGACGAACCCCAGAUUCUAAAAGAUCCAUUUUCUGCAAUCGGCGUCUUCUGCCAUGCCUGCAUGCUUGGCGUAGGCUUCAAGUUAGUAGGCUUGGGUGAGGAUCACAGAAUCGAAGCGCAGUCAGAUCCACAAGACGCCAGCCCACUACCAUCGAUAUGGAAUGCCGCACCUACUUAUGCUUUCCGCUAUACCCAUCCCCAGUCAUCUAUGGAGUUCCUCUUGAAAGUCAACCGCCUAGGAGGUAAGGCUCUUGUUCACGGUAUUGCCUUGGGCGACGACAAAACCGCCUCAUUCGAGGUCAAAGCCUCUGAUUUUGUGUCAGAGGGCUCGCUAAAGGAGGAGAAACCAGGCUCAGACCAGAUACCUGCUCUCCGAAAUAUAUUCAUAUCCAACGGUCGCGUUGCUGAUCUGGCCGCGUUGGUCAAAUCCAACAUCAUUCAGAAACUUGCACCAGGCAUCCACAAGUCUGGCUAUGAAGACAGCCAGUCCGCGUCCGAGCGUCCGACACGGGCUGAGGAACCCAGGAGACCAGAUUACGAUCCUCUCAGAGACGACCAGCCUCGACCAGCUCGGCCAUAUCCAUUCGACGACCCCCUUGCAGCUGCUCCACGCAGGCCAGUCCCAGCUGGAGAUUUUCCUCCUCCGGGCUUCGAAGAUGAGUACGAGAUCAACCGACCUCCUAGGGGCAUGUUAGGUGGCAAUCAACCAUUCGGAAACAUUGGCGAGCGAGACUUGUAUCCUCCAGGUUUGGGACCCCACGACCCUCUGCGCAUCGGACCUGGCGGUGGAGGCUUCCAUGGUGGCGGCGGUAUGCACCCAACGUUCGAUGAUCCAUUAUUUGGUGGACAGGGUGGCGGCGGCGGCUAUGACCCUAGGGCUCCCCCAGGAGCGCGGUACGAUCCAGUUGGACCAGGCGAUGGCCCCCCGAAUCUCAGGGGCGGGCCUCGAUUCCCUGGAGGUGGCGGUGGCGGCCCUCGGAACCCAUUUGGUGGGUUUGGAGGAGGCGAUUUCAUCUAA